AAGCUUGGACUCUUUGGCUCCACCCCAUGGCCAGAAUUACUGGCCAGGCUUCCUGGGGAGGCAGCCUCCCUGACUAAGCUUAAGGCUUUCCCAUCCAAGCUCCAGGGUCUUGCUCUCUCCCUGAGUCUGUCCAUCAGAACAGGCACUGAGCCUAAAAAUUAGCUUCUUGGAGCCAAGGCAGUAUCUACUGGCUCAUGUACUAUGACCCCAGUCAUUCCACUCAAAUUCCACACACAAAGUUAGUUCCUCUCCUAGGGCAUGAAGUGAUAACUAAAGAAAUAAAUCACACUUAUCACAGUGCCCUUGCCUCUCUGAUGCAGCCAAGUCAAAGGCUGGGAGGAAAGGCAUGUUUUUCUCCUAGUCACCAACCAGAGUGAGGAAGCUCUAAGUGGAGUUUCCUAUCUUUUGGUUUUCAGAUCCGUGCUAAGAACUGCAGUUAAAUAUCAGCUACUAAAACAGCCUUCCUAAAACCACGUGAGAACCCUGACAAUUGCAUUGUACUGAGCACUUUUUGUGUGUCUGCGCUUUAAAUGUUAUCCCUGUGCCUCAAAGGAGCCAGGCUGGCGGGCUAGGGGUCAUAUUUUGAGAGGUUGAGUCCCUCAGGUCACACAGGCAGCGAGCAGCGGAACUAGGAUUUGAACCCAUCCACCGGAUGACAGCACCAGUGUUCUUACCCAUACGCCUCCCACCAUGCCCACACCGCCACUGUGAUUCACGGCCAGCAAGGCCAGUAUCUCCCUUGGUUUUCCCUGCAGCCACUUCCCUGAGACCUGGCCGAACUCAGAAGGAGAAGCCAAGACGGAUGGACUUUAUAAGUAGAAGAUCCGGGCUCCAGGUCCAGCUUUGCGCCUUCCUAGCUUUGUCGCCUUGGACAGAUCACUUAACCUUCCAGGGUCUCCGUUUCCUCGCCUAGGCCAUGCAGGUCAGCGCUCGCUGGUGCACAGAUCCAGAAGAGAAUUCGAGCUCAGGCUUCAGUGUUAAGCAAAUGUUAGUUACCACACCCCUACCCGAACCCACUAAUUCAAACACUAGGUGGUGGCCCUUUCUCAGCCUCCUCACUGCCCUCCUCUUCAGCGUUCCUCUUGGCCACCUCCGCCACCGCCUCCUCGACACCCCUCCUCCCUAGUAGCUGCUGCUUCAUUUCCCCUUCAUUUCAGUCGUUUUCUGGACUCCCAGGAAGGACUGGCCGGGGUGCUCGCAGCUUUCCUUCUUCCUAUUCGGCUCUGGGCGGGAGUCUGUCCUCCCGGAGGACCCGGAGCAUCGGGACCCAGCGCUGCGCUGGGCUGCUCCGCGCGCCCUCACCGCCCGUGCCGCGUGAGCAGCUGGCCGCGCGUCCCGCCCCUCGGAGGGGUGUGCCCCGAGAGAGUUUAGAUAGGAGGUGCCUGCUGGGCACACCCGGCAGCCCGCGGAGCUCUCCUCCCGAGGCGCACGCGGAGCGGCCAGGAUCUGCUCAGCCCCGGACGCGGGGCCCCCGGCCCUCCCGCCGCCUCCACGCCGCCCGCCAUGAAGCCGUCGUUCCUCCGCUGCCAAAACACCACCUCGGUGGAGAAGGGCUACUCCGCGACCAUGGGCUGGGUGCUCUUCAGCGCGGGCCUCCUGGGCAACCUGCUGGCGCUGGGGCUGCUGGCGCGCUCCGGGCUGUCGUCCUGCUCGCUGCGCUCGCCGCGCUCGCCGCCUUCCGUCUUCUACGUGCUGGUGUGCGGCCUGACGGUCACCGACCUGCUGGGCAAGUCCCUCGUGAGCCCCUUCGUGCUGGCGGCCUACGCGCAGAACCGGAGCCUGUGGGGGCUGGUGUCCCCGCCGGGCAGCUCUCUGUGUCAAGUCUUCGCCUUCUUCAUGUCCUUCUUCGGCCUCGCCUCGACGCUGCAGCUCCUGGCCAUGGCCCUGGAGUGCUGGCUCUCCCUGGGGCACCCCUUCUUCUACCGACGGCACAUCACCCUGCGCCGGGGCGCGCUGGUGGCUCCCGUGGUGGGCGCCUUCUGCCUGGCUUUCUGCGCGCUGCCCUUCGCGGGCUUCGGCAGGUUCGUGCAGUACUGCCCGGGCACCUGGUGCUUCAUCCAGAUGGGGCACGAGGAGCGCUCGCCGUCGGUGCUGGGCUACUCGGUGCUCUACGCCAGCCUCCUGGCGCUGCUGGUCCUCGCCAUCGUGCUGUGCAACCUGAGCGCCAUGCGCAGCCUCUACUCCAUGCACCGGCGGCUGCGGCGGCGCCGGCGCUCGCUCACCCGGGACCGCGUGGAGCCCGGCGCCGGCGAGAAGGUGGCGUCCCCGCCGCCCCUGGAGGAGCUGGAUCACCUCCUGCUGCUGGCCCUCAUGACCGUGCUCUUCACCGUGUGCUUCCUGCCUCUAAUUUAUCGUGCUUACUAUGGAGCAUUUAAAGCUGUCACCAAGAAAAACAGAACUUCUGAAGAAGCCGGAGACCUCAGUGCCUUGCGUUUUAUAUCUGUGAUCUCAAUUGUGGACCCUUGGAUUUUCAUCAUUUUCAGGACAUCAGUAUUUCGGAUGUUUUUUCACAAGAUUUUCAUAAGGCCGCUUACGUAUAGAAAUAGGCACAUCAUUGCCUGCCAAACUCAGAUGGAAAGUCUUGCAGUCUCCGAAAUUUCACUGCUGAGAUUCAUCCCUAGGACAGAGCCCCAAACAUGGAAAGGCUGCAGGCAUAAAAUGUUAAGUGUCGUUGUCAUUGAGUAAUUGGAAACAACCCAGCCAUCCAGUGAUGGGAGGCCUGAGUAGGAUUUGCUCAGGGGGUAUGGUGAUUACACUGAUACCACACAGAAAAUACAACGAGAGAGAGAAAGCAGGAUGCAGUAUUUUCUGUGCAUUGCAUAGCAAACAAAUCUGGAAGGAUAUACACAGUUCAAAUAAAAACGAGGAUCAUCUUAAAGUGGUAUGAUUAUGGAGAAUUACUACCUUUAUAACUUAAAAAUUAUACUUCAUUAAAACUGUGUUUUCCUGAUUAUUUCCAAAUGGACUCUUUCUCUUUUAAAUGACACCAAAAAUUAACUUCAAAACUCUUGACAAAAGCCUAUAGCCCUGAUUUUUUU
Molecule: messenger RNA, 3038 nt
Organism: Myotis lucifugus (little brown bat)
Lineage: Eukaryota; Metazoa; Chordata; Mammalia; Chiroptera; Vespertilionidae
Gene: PTGDR
Product: prostaglandin D2 receptor
Exons: 3
Coding region: 1504-2685 (393 amino acids)
Biological process (GO): positive regulation of cytosolic calcium ion concentration; inflammatory response; G protein-coupled receptor signaling pathway
Cellular component (GO): plasma membrane
Molecular function (GO): prostaglandin D receptor activity
Source: RefSeq, a predicted model, not a curated record